AUGCCCGGUCCUGUCGAGUUGCACCUUCAACCUAGCCCACAAGAGCUGGCACAGCUCCAAGGGUCCUACAUAGGCCCGAUUAGGGAUGAGACGCCAUUCGAGUCGCACGUCCGCUACACAUUACUCACACCAAUCGAAAUUCACGGGUCGGCUAAUAUAGACGGAAAAGACGAACCUGCGAGCCUCAUUGGAUUCGAAUUAUUCAGCAGUCCAGAGAGUCAUAGGAGAAGAAUUACGCAAAUCAUAGUUUCGCUCCAGUUCUUCUACAGCGCUCAGGACACAGUUAAUGCGCUCCACCCCCAGAUUAUUGACAUAGAGCCGGAGAGUCCACCGCUACUGAUCAAUUGCACCCGGGAGGAGCAUCAAAUUAAGGAAGACAUUCGAUACAACGUCGAAAUUCACGGAGGCGGCAAUGUUGGCGGCGCUGACAUUGGCGGAAAGGCCAAUGCAGAGAAAGCGAGAACAGAUGAAUCUAAGCGUGUUCUUGAGUUCGCUGCAACCGUCAACGGUUACAGAAGUCGAUCAAUGGGGCGAAAAAUGAGCAUGACGGACUGCGUUACCUGGAUAGCCAACGAACAGCCGGAGAAACGAGGUUUUGAUGGGGUUCCUCCAGACAUUCGCUGCAUGUUACUGCUAAUUCGGCCCUGGACAGAACUCGAUUUCUUGUGCCGUAUAAAGGUUGACGCCAAAGUUGAUUGGCAUUACGACAUGAAAGAAUGGUGGUCCUCUAUCAGAAAUUGGGGUCGAUCUACGACGACGACCUUCAAAAUCACAGAUUCCCGCGCGGAAGGGCUGACUAUCGAUAAGACGAACCUACAAACAUAUCAAGGAGAGGAGCUCCGCAACUUAGUCAAGAUCCAGAUGUCGCAGCUGUAUGACAGUUAUGAGAGAGGACCUGCUCCUGAAUCUGGCGCGGAGUAA
Messenger RNA from Talaromyces marneffei, 921 nucleotides. RefSeq lists its product as uncharacterized. The transcript has a single exon. Bases 1 to 921 code for a protein of 306 amino acids. Lineage: Eukaryota; Fungi; Ascomycota; Eurotiomycetes; Eurotiales; Trichocomaceae. The record is from RefSeq and is a predicted model, not a curated record.